Messenger RNA from Phaethon lepturus (White-tailed tropicbird), 379 nucleotides. Its product is annotated as glypican-6-like. Gene Ontology annotation, cellular component: plasma membrane; extracellular region; cell surface. Lineage: Eukaryota; Metazoa; Chordata; Aves; Phaethontiformes; Phaethontidae. The record is from RefSeq and is a predicted model, not a curated record. Gene Ontology annotation, biological process: regulation of signal transduction; cell migration; regulation of protein localization to membrane. The annotation marks the transcript as partial. The transcript has 2 exons.
AUACUUGCCUGAGAUUAUGAACGAUGGUUUGACCAACCAGAUCAACAAUCCAGAAGUAGAUGUGGACAUCACAAGGCCAGACACCUUCAUUCGACAGCAAAUCAUGGCCUUACGUGUCAUGACUAACAAACUAAAGAAUGCAUAUAAUGGAAAUGAUGUCAACUUCCAGGAUACAAGUGAUGAGACCAGUGGCUCAGGCAGUGGAAGCGGCUGUACGGAUGACAUCUGUCCCACCGAGUUCGAUUUCGUCACCACUGAAGCACCACCGGUUGACUCUGACAGGAGGGAGGUGGAGGCUUCAGCCACACAGCCUGGCCAGUCACUGCAGACAUUGCUCAUCGUCUUCAUCAGUCUUGUACUGCAGAGACAGUGGAGAUAA